AUGCUCUCCUCAUCUUUUCGUCUGCUUCGGCUAUCUGCAACAAUACCUCGGAGAACCUACUCAGUCGCAAGCCCGGGUGAUCCUCCCAAGCCAUCAUCAUCCGAUACGCCGGAAACUCAGGUUGAACGCCAAAAAUCGAGCUCGAUCGAGGAUUAUGUGACCCAACUGGCUGGAUCGAGUACUCCGAUCAGUCCACCUAUUCCUCCGGCUCAAUCUACCAGCCAGGCUGAAGAACCCAUCCAUGUUCCAGCAAGCCCGGGCUGGGCUAUGAGGGCCCAUCCAGAGCUCUACGACCCCCCAGUUCUAAAACCGACCCAUCGGAUCCAUGUCGCCACCUUGGUCAUCGAAGCCUACAAUCCAGAAAAGGAACAACUACCCCUCGUCGCCGGCUUUGCGCUCCAGGCUGCCUAUCACCUCGGUAUACCCGUCACCCGACCAGCCGCAAUGCCCAUCAAAACCGAACUACAUACCGUUCUGAGGUCCGGAUUCGUUCACAAGAAAUCUCAAGAAAACUUCUGGCGGUUGACCCAUCGGAGGGUAAUCAAAGCCUAUGACGCAAACGAGGAAGUGAUCAAUCGGUGGAUCAACUAUCUCAGGACGGAUGCCGUCAGAGGGACUAAUGUAGCGUUGAAGGCUCAGAGAUUCCUCUAUCGACCGAUCGGAUGGGGCCAAGAGGUCGACGAAUUGGCGAGACGGGAACUCGAAUUGGAAAGACUCGAGAAACAAAAAUCAACCACGGGCCGGAAAAAAUCAAGAGGCCGAUCACAACAGAGUUUCGGUUCUUCAGCCCAGGCCGAACUCACGCAGGCCGAGACGGUCAAAGCAUUAGCAGAGCGACUCAUCAAAGAAGAACUGAUACCCAAGGCUGAAGCUCACGAAGCCAUGCUGGCCUCGACCGGCACCAAGGACGGCAAAAAGAUGACAGAGCUACAAAUUAAAGACUCAGGAAAUCGGUCAUCAUGA
Messenger RNA from Puccinia triticina, 963 nucleotides. RefSeq lists its product as uncharacterized. The transcript has 2 exons. The coding region runs from base 1 to 963 and encodes 320 amino acids. The record is from RefSeq and is a predicted model, not a curated record. Gene Ontology annotation, cellular component: mitochondrion; small ribosomal subunit; ribosome. Lineage: Eukaryota; Fungi; Basidiomycota; Pucciniomycetes; Pucciniales; Pucciniaceae. Gene Ontology annotation, biological process: translation. Gene Ontology annotation, molecular function: structural constituent of ribosome.